GCCAAGAUGGCCGCGCCCGUGCGCUAUUACUGAAGGGCGCCGCCAUCGCAGCUGCCGGACCCGCUAAGGCCGCCCUCCGGGUAGCCGCCAUGUCGGUCUCCAGCGGCGACCAGAUUCUGACAAAGCCAGAGACCGUGGACCGGAGGAGAAGUGCGGGAACGACCAAAGAGGCCGGGCGACCACUGGAGAUGGCUGUGUCCGAGCCCGAGGCCAGCGCCGCGGUAUCAGUAACAUUCAAACAUGUGACUAUGGCCUUUACCCAGAAGGAAUGGAAGCAACUGGAUCCUGCUCAGAGCAACCUGGAUAAUGAUGUGAUGCUGGAGAACUACAGCAACCAAGCCUCAAUGGGGUGUCAAGCUCCCAAACCAGACAUGAUCUCCAAGUUGGAAAAAGGAGAAGCACCAUGGUUGGGGAAGGGGAAAAGACCCAGUCAAGGUUGUCCAAGUAAAAUAGCAAGACCCAAGCAAAAAGAAACUGAUGGAAAAGUCCAGAAAGAUGAUGACCAGCUUGAAAAUAUCCAGAAAUCUCAAAACAAACUCCUCAGGGAAGUUGCAGUCAAGAAGAAAACUCAAGCUAAGAAGAAUGGCAGUGACUGUGGUUCACUGGGGAAAAAAAAUAAUUUGCAUACAAAACAUGUUCCUUCAAAGAAAAGGCUUCUUAAAUUUGAGUCACGUGGAAAAAUUUUGAAACAGAAUUUAGAUUUACCUGAUCACUCAAGAAACUGUGUAAAAAGGAAAUCUGAUGCAGCUAAAGAACACAAGAAGUCAUUCAACCAUAGCUUAUCUGAUACAAGGAAAGGCAAAAAGCAAACUGGAAAGAAACAUGAGAAAUUAUCCAACCAUAGCUCAUCUGAUAAGUGUAACAAAACUGGCAAAAAACAUGACAAAUUGUGCUGUCAUAGUUCAUCCCAUAUUAAACCGGACAAAAUUCAAACUGGAGAGAAACAUGAGAAAUCACCCAGCCUUAGCUCAUCUACUAAGCAUGAAAAACCUCAAGCUUGUGUGAAACCCUAUGAAUGUAAUCAAUGUGGAAAGGUUCUCAGCCAUAAACAAGGACUCAUUGACCAUCAGAGAGUUCAUACUGGGGAGAAACCAUAUGAAUGUAAUGAAUGUGGGAUAGCCUUUAGCCAAAAGUCACACCUUGUUGUACAUCAGAGAACUCACACCGGAGAAAAACCAUAUGAAUGUAUUCAGUGUGGCAAAGCCCAUGGUCAUAAACAUGCACUCACUGACCAUCUAAGAAUUCAUACUGGAGAAAAGCCCUAUGAAUGUGCUGAAUGUGGGAAAACCUUCAGACACAGCUCAAACCUUAUUCAACAUGUGAGAUCUCACACAGGUGAGAAGCCAUAUGAAUGUAAGGAAUGUGGGAAGUCUUUUAGGUAUAACUCAUCUCUUACCGAACAUGUGAGAACACAUACAGGUGAAAUACCAUAUGAAUGCAGUGAAUGUGGAAAAGCCUUUAAGUAUAGCUCAUCCCUUACUAAACACAUGAGAAUUCAUACAGGUGAGAAACCCUUUGAAUGUAAUGAAUGUGGGAAAGCUUUCAGCAAGAAGUCACACCUCAUUAUACAUCAAAGAACUCAUACUAAGGAGAAACCUUAUAAAUGUAAUGAGUGUGGAAAAGCCUUUGGACAUAGCUCAUCUCUUACUUACCAUAUGAGAACUCAUACAGGUGAAAGUCCCUUUGAAUGUAAUCAAUGUGGGAAAGGCUUUAAACAAAUUGAAGGCCUUACUCAACAUCAGAGAGUUCAUACUGGAGAGAAACCGUAUGAGUGUAAUGAAUGUGGGAAAGCCUUUAGCCAAAAGUCUCACCUCAUUGUACAUCAGAGAACUCAUACUGGGGAGAAACCUUAUGAAUGUAACGAAUGUGAAAAAGCCUUUAAUGCAAAAUCACAGCUUGUUAUACAUCAGCGAUCCCACACUGGAGAAAAACCCUAUGAAUGUAAUGAAUGUGGGAAAACUUUCAAACAAAAUGCAUCCCUAACCAAACAUGUGAAAACUCAUUCAGAAGAGAAAUCUCAUGAGUGAAGUUAAUGUGGGAAAUUUGUUAACUAAAUUUAAGGUUUUGUUGAACCUUGGAAAUAUGCUGAAUUUAAAGAGUGUUAGAAAGCCUUUAGCAAGAUGUCACACCUUGUUGUACAUGAGAAACUUUGAAAAUGGAUCUUCAUAUAGAAUCAGUGGAUGGAAACAAGGGUUUAAACUUGUUACAAAACCUUUUAUAAAAAAUAUUGUUUCAACAGUACUCAAUUAUUAUAAAUGAUCUACAUGUUCAGAUUGAAAUUGAAAGCUUUAAAAAUUGUGAAUAAUUUGAAUAUUCAAAGCAAUGGAGAAGCAAGUUAUAUAUGCUGACAGUUCCUGUGUUUCUUCUUGUUUUGUACUUAAGCACCAUAUAUUAGAGUUGAAUUUGCAUAUCUGUUUAUUGCCUUAUGUAAAUGAGUGUGGCCAUCUGUAUAAGCCUCUUUGACAUUCUCACCCAGCUCUUUCUUAAUGUCUGUGUUGGCUUCUGCAUCAGCAGAAAUCUUUUUAAAAGGGUUGUUAUAUAUGUAAAAAAUGUUAACAGGAAAAUGAGAGAAAAUAAAGCAGCUGAGGAUACAAACGUGCUGGUAGGGAGUGAUAUUCAAGAUAUAUUGUGAAGUGUGAAAAAGUAGGUUGCUGAACCAUGUAUAUAGUAUGUUCCCCUUUGUGUACAAAAGGGUAUGUUUGUUUAACCUCUGUCUCUUAUCUCUGUAUGUGUAUGUAUCUUUGUAUGCAUAUAUACAUGUAUCUGUAUGUGAAUAGACUUUGAAAAAAUACAGAAUAAACUUCAUGGUGGUUGCCAUUGGGCGGAGGAGUAUAGGAUUGGGGUCUAGGAUAGGAGCGAGACUUCCUUGUAUAUUUGGAUUUUUAAAUCAUGCACAUGUAUUAUUUUUAUAAUUAAAAUAUUUUAAUAUGCAUAAAUCAACAUUAUUUAAGGUUGUCACUGAGCCCCUCCACAAUGUUGUUUGACAGAGUUAAAAUCUUUGUAUGCUUAUUCAUGAAUGAUGAUGAAUCUAAAGUAUAUAGUAUGAAACUUGAUGUUGAAUUCAUAAAGACUUUUUCUAUCACACACAAGUUCUUUCAUUAACAUAGUGAAUUAUAACA
Molecule: messenger RNA, 3119 nt
Organism: Gorilla gorilla gorilla (western lowland gorilla)
Lineage: Eukaryota; Metazoa; Chordata; Mammalia; Primates; Hominidae
Gene: ZFP37
Product: ZFP37 zinc finger protein
Exons: 4
Coding region: 90-2027 (645 amino acids)
Biological process (GO): regulation of DNA-templated transcription
Source: RefSeq, a predicted model, not a curated record